CAGGUCCUGGCUGUAGAGAGAGGCGACCCUGAGCCCCUCAGCUCCAGACCAUGAGCUGGUUCUGCCGCUGGGAAUGCCGGGGCUGAGUGCUCCAACCCCUGGGGAAGGAAGAUGCUCCAGACCAGCAACUACAGCCUGGUGCUGUUCCUGCAGUUCCUCCUGCUUUUCUACGACCUCUUCGUCAACUCCUUCUCGGAGCUGCUCCGCACAGUCCCUGCUGUCCAGCUCGUCCUCUUCAUCAUCCAGGACAUUGCUAUUCUUUUCAACGUCAUCAUCGUCUUCCUCAUGUUCUUCAACACCUUCGUCUUCCAGGCUGGGCUGGUCAACCUCCUCUUCCACAAGUUCAAGGGGACCAUCCUGCUGUCCGCGGUCUACCUGGCGCUCAGCAUCUCCUUCCACGUCUGGGUUAUGAACCUGCGGUGGCGGGACUCCAGCCGCUUCGUGUGGACCGAAGGCCUGCCGACCCUUUUUG
Cariama cristata (Red-legged seriema) is the source of this 472-nucleotide messenger RNA. RefSeq names its product transmembrane protein 138 (gene TMEM138). Lineage: Eukaryota; Metazoa; Chordata; Aves; Cariamiformes; Cariamidae. The transcript is spliced from 3 exons. Gene Ontology annotation, cellular component: cilium. The annotation marks the transcript as partial. The record is from RefSeq and is a predicted model, not a curated record.